ACUAAAUCCUCCUACAAGAGCCAGUCUCAUGAGAGCAUUCGAGGAUUUAUCAGACUUAGAUACCGAUAUAUCGUUUGUCAGCUCGGACAGAACAAGCACUGAUCGUAACUCUUCUUUGUUCUUUGAUUCGUUCAUUGACUCUAGUCGAAAUAUGCGCUUAUCCAACUGCACAGAUAGCGUGGGAUCAGUGCGUUCAGGAUUGAGGUGGAGUGACCAUAAUUCGCAACUUGAUUUCUCGCCACCGUGGUGCGACAGUGGAAGAACAUCUUGUUCAUCGCAGUGUCUGGAUGAAGUUGAAGCUGAAAUGAGGAGGCUAAGGCAAGAAUUGAAGCAAACAAUGGAAUUAUAUGGUAAUGCCUGCAGAGAAGCAAUUUCAGCAAAACAACAGGCAAUGGAGUUAAAACACGCCAACAAUCAAGGACAAAGAUUGGAAGAGGCACAACGAGCCGAGGAAGGUGCAAUGUCAGCUGUAGAGAAAGAGAGAGCCAGGUGCAAAGCAGUCAUGGAAGCAGCUGAAGCAGUACAGAAACGGAUAGAAUCGAAGCGAAUGUCAAUGAGUUCAGGAAGGGGAGCUCUAAAAGAAUCAGAGGAAAUGAAGAGGUUGUUGGAGACUCUAUCCAAUGGUAACAUCAAAUACAGGAUAUACACCAUUGAGGAAAUUGAAAAAGCAACAGAUAAUUUUGCCCCCUCUCAAAAAAUCGGAGAAGGAGGUUAUGGUCCUGUCUUCAAGUGUUACCUUGAUCAUACACAAGUUGCAGUUAAGGUUUUGCGUCCCGAUGCUGCUCAAGGGAGAUUACAGUUCCUGCAAGAGAUUGAAGUACUGAGCUGCAUACGGCAUCCUAACAUGGUACUUCUUCUAGGAGCCUGCCCAGAGUACGGGAUUCUAGUGUAUGAAUACAUGGCUAGGGGAAGCUUAGAUGAUUGUCUAUUUAGGAAAGGAAACAACCCAGUACUGUCUUGGCAACUCAGGUUCCGAAUCGCUGCAGAUAUUGCAACUGGCCUACUUUUUCUCCAUCAAACAAAACCAGAACCAAUUGUUCACCGUGACAUAAAGCCUGCCAACAUAUUGCUAGACCACAACUACGUUAGCAAGAUCAGUGAUGUUGGUUUGGCCAAGCUUGUACCUGCCGUUGCGGAGAACGCGACACAAUGCUGCAUAACGUCGGCGGCUGGAACAUUUUGCUACAUCGACCCGGAGUAUCAACAAACCGGUGCGCUGGGGACGAAAUCAGAUGUAUAUUCCUUAGGGAUCAUACUUCUUCAACUCCUAACAGCAAGGCCACCAAUGGGGUUGGCUCACUACGUGGGGCAAGCCAUGGAGAGAGGCACGUUCGAAGAGAUGCUGGACCCUGCAGUGACCGACUGGCCAGCUGAAGAGACCAUGGCAAUGGCCAAACUGGCACUUCGAUGUGCGGAACUGAGACGGCGAGAAAGGCCGGAUCUCGACAAGGAAGUGUUACCAGAACUGAAUCGACUCAGAGCGAUUGCCGAGGAGAAUAUGUCCCCUACCAUGUUUGCUGGAAACUAGUGACCUUCACCUACCCUUAGCCAAAGCUUCUUUUAUCACACGCGAGGUUUUGAAAUUCUGGAUAAAAGGGAACAAGCCUAAGGAUAACUAAAAUAUAC
Molecule: messenger RNA, 1626 nt
Organism: Hibiscus syriacus
Lineage: Eukaryota; Viridiplantae; Streptophyta; Magnoliopsida; Malvales; Malvaceae
Product: U-box domain-containing protein 34-like
Exons: 4
Coding region: 29-1528 (499 amino acids)
Biological process (GO): protein phosphorylation
Molecular function (GO): protein kinase activity; ATP binding
Source: RefSeq, a predicted model, not a curated record